Messenger RNA from Theileria parva strain Muguga, 479 nucleotides. Its product is annotated as Rubredoxin family protein. The transcript has 3 exons. Gene Ontology annotation, molecular function: iron ion binding. The record is from RefSeq and is a predicted model, not a curated record. The coding region runs from base 1 to 465 and encodes 154 amino acids. NCBI's taxonomy places the organism in Eukaryota, Apicomplexa, Aconoidasida, Piroplasmida, Theileriidae.
AUGAGAUUGUUGAGUUUGUUUAUUUUUAUUUUAUAUUUGAAGGUAUCUGAAGCGUUUAGACUGAAUUCUAACAAGCACCAGACCAAUACUACACAUUCCUCCUGUAGAAAUAAAGUUGAUUCUUCUCUUUUUCUCUUUGGCUCCUCUGAGAAGUCACUCAGCAAAUGCCCAGUCUUGAACUCGCUCAGUUCCAAAGUUUCGUACCUUAACCAGAAGGUCAAUUCACUCGUUCCCGGCGGAUGGGUCACCACUCUCUCACUUCCCCUAGGAUUCCUCGCCUACAAAUAUUUAUGGAAGAAGAAAUCUGGUCUUGACAAGGGUUCUACGCUUCAUAGGUACCAGUGUACGAGCUGUGGCUACGUAAUAUUCCCUGCACGGAACCGAGAAGAAAAGUUCUUUUCAGAGAGCUUUACCUGCCCAAACUGCGGAUCCCCUCGCUCCAAAUUCACAGAAAAAUUCAGAUAAUAUAAUAAACUUUU